CACCAACGAGUUCAGAUGCUGCUAUCGGGAUCGACCCUUUAAGUUUCUGUUUCUGGUAUUCAUAGAAAAACAUAUUUUUGAACAGGUUUUAAACCUGUCAGAAUACGGACAAACAAGAAAGACUGACACUGACAUUCAGAGCUCUAUGGAUACGAUUUCACCAUUAAAAAAAAGAAGAGAAAAAAGGUUUUUGCAUAUAAUGCAUGCACCAAUGCAGUCAUACACACACACACACACACAAACACACCCGUAUGUACACAGCGUAUGCUUUUCUUCACGACUGUCGCGCCACAUUUUAUAAUAAACAAUGAUAGCAGACAGCAAGAUCAGUGUAAAUAAGUACAUCAGGGAACGUGUGGUCAUUGGAGAAAAGAACAAAGAGAAGAAAACGGAGAGAAAUAAAUAAACAACAGGUGAUGAAAACGUAACACAAUCAGAUCAACGAUAAGGGGGAGGAAGGGAGAGAGAGAGAGAGAGAGAGAGGAACGAGACACGGUUGAAGGUCACAACGGCAGACACAUUAGGAGUGCUCAAAAAGACAGGCAAAAAACUGACGACAGAGCCCACAACUGACAGUGAAAGAGGUACGGUCUUUAUAUGGUUAUAAAUAAUCUCAAGUCACCUCAAAUUCGUUGUGUAAUUCCGUUUUAUUGCAUUCAGAUUGCAAUUAAGUAACAGUUCAGACAUGCUCUGCAAAGAUACUUCGCUGUGUACAUUGGAGUGUCUGGUGUCCGUUGCAUUAGGCUACUUUAAAAAUCACAUUGCUUAUACUGCGUGUUAGACAGACAAUAGAUUUAAGUGAUUAAUCACCUGUUAAUCAUAACAGCAUGGGAGCGAGGCUACUCUUUACAAUUCAGCUAAUGCUGAUGGCUCGCGGGGUUUCCGUACUUUCCGAGCAUGCAGAUUGCAGGAUUUGUGAUCCAGGAUUUUUCCAGAAGUCCUGCAGCAUCUGUGACCAAUGUCCCAAUGGCACUUACACCCAGAAAAAAAACAUGGAACAGCACUGCCACCCCUGCUCACUAGACUGCAGACCUGAGUUUAACAUGGAGGUGGUUGAAGCAUGCAGUCCCAAGUCUGACGUCAAAUGUCGCUGCAAGGCUGGAUACACAUGCAAGAAAUUUGACGACUACUCUAAGAAGUGUUCACGCUGUAAAAAGGACCUCACUCCCACUACAGUAAAAAUGAAUGGUGUGUCUGUGAUCUCAUUUCAUACAGUUACCAAGACCACAGUGAGGUUACCUUGUGGCAGAGGCCUUUAUUUCAGUUCUUCUGGGCACUGUGAAAAGCACAAAGACUGUGACUCUAUAGGACUCAAAGUGCAAACAGCAGGAAACACCACCCACGACACAACCUGUCACUCACCUCAGUCUCCUCAGCCUCCUCAGCCUCCUCAGUCUCCUCAGUCUCCUCAGUCUGGUGUUGCAGGUUCUCAGUUGUGGUUGAUCCCGUUGAUUAGCAUCGGAGUCUUUGCCGUUCUUAUUCUGUUAGUCCUCUCUUGCUGCCGCAGAGAGGAUGUGUGCCUUAAGCAAUUGAUGAAGAGUUGCUCUCCAGGCAGUGAUAAAGCAGCCAUGAACGAAGCCAUGCCCAGGGGGCCAACGGCAGCAUUUCACAUCCCAGAGACUCACCCUGAUUCACUGCCAGCAGCCAAUCACAGCCACGGCCCUGCCACAGCUACUGGGGCUUUAGGCCCUCUCUACAUACACCACCCAAGCACUGUCUUUGUCAGCCUACUGAACCAGUUUGGCUUUGGAGGAGGAAGAGGAGGAGGCAGUGAGGAAGAGCAAGAACGAGCAGAGCAUGGUAACCCGAAGCCUGAGGGAAGUGAAGUGCACACUCCCUCCUCUCCCAUACCUCUAUCCACGGAAGAAAGGAGCAGAGAAGACAUCUCUGUCCCCUUUCAGGAGCAAGGGAAAGAAAGCCAUGUGUCUAAAGAGGAAGAGCUCUGAGAAACAAAGUGAGAAGGGAGGAGAGAGAUAGAUAGAGAGAGAUAGAGAGAGAACCACAGCGACACAGACAGAUAUACAGAGAGAGAGGGAAUGACUGGGAGAGAGAGAGAGAGAGAUUUGAACAACUUUCAUCAACAUGGUGCUCAUAAUUUUAGAAAAACGCACACCCUGUAUCUUUUAAACUGCCUUUUUUUUCUCAACCUUUUUGGUCAAAUUCUGCAUAUUUCAAUCACCAGAAAAAGAUUUGCACAGAAUGGCUGUGGGCAAGUAAGAAGUUAGGUGUCAGAAGGUGUCUGCUGCCUGAAGAGACACUCUAUGGACAUGCUUCUGGACAAUGUUACAGAAGGGCCUGUGUUUUUGUUGAUGUUGUGGUAGGUGUUGAUCUAAACUUUAGGUCAAAACACCUAACACAAGCAUCAGUAAGACUAAUGGCUGUACUGAGUUACUGUAACUCAUAAAUAUGCCUGUAAGAAACAAACGUUUGUAAGUGGAGGUUGCUUUAUUUAUUUAUGUUUUUAGUGCCACUAGUGCCAGACUGUGCUGUCUCACAGAAGUGCACAUAAGUCCACAGAGACAGCUGGCUGGAAUGUAUCUAGUAUUGAUCUGACACAGGUUGGUCAUGGGUCCAUUCCAGUAAAGGAUUUUCUCUAUGGACCAAAGGAAGUUGCAAUGCUUGUCAUAUGUCCUGUAUAUGGAAGUGCAAUAAAUUAAUCACAGACA
Messenger RNA from Clupea harengus (Atlantic herring), 2666 nucleotides. RefSeq lists its product as uncharacterized. The record is from RefSeq and is a predicted model, not a curated record. Gene Ontology annotation, molecular function: protein binding. NCBI's taxonomy places the organism in Eukaryota, Metazoa, Chordata, Actinopteri, Clupeiformes, Clupeidae.